This is a messenger RNA of Varanus komodoensis (Komodo dragon), 603 nucleotides long. It is a transcript of the gene DAD1, whose product is annotated as defender against cell death 1. The transcript has 3 exons. Gene Ontology annotation, cellular component: membrane; oligosaccharyltransferase complex. Bases 49 to 423 code for a protein of 124 amino acids. The record is from RefSeq and is a predicted model, not a curated record. NCBI's taxonomy places the organism in Eukaryota, Metazoa, Chordata, Lepidosauria, Squamata, Varanidae. Gene Ontology annotation, biological process: protein N-linked glycosylation.
CCGCUUCCGGCCACUCAGUCAGGUUGUCCGGGGAGAGCGGCCGUCGCGAUGUCGGGCGCCUCUUCUGGGUCGUCCGGCUCCGGGGCGAGCUCGGUGGGCUCCGUGGUGCGGCGCUUCCUGGCCGAGUACAGCAGCGGGACGCCGAGCCGGCUGAAGGUGCUGGACGCCUACCUGCUCUAUGUCAUGCUGACGGGGGCGCUGCAGUUCGGCUACUGCCUCGGCGUCGGCACCUUCCCCUUCAACUCGUUCCUCUCGGGCUUCAUCUCGGCCGUGGGGAGCUUCAUCCUGGGCGUUUGCUUGAGGAUCCAAAUCAACCCACAGAACAAGAAUGAAUUUCAGGGGAUCUCGCCAGAACGGGCCUUUGCUGACUUCCUCUUUGCCAGCACCAUCUUGCAUCUUGUUGUCAUCAACUUUGUGGGCUGAUAAAGAAGAUAUAGCUAUCCUGGACUGGGCUUGUUAGAUGAAGGCCCCCAUCCCACUGAGAAGGCAAUGCCACACAUUAUGGACUUGGAUUUUUUCCCUGAGCUGGAAGAGGGUGUUCAGUUUUCCUGAAGGCCCAUUGCCUUCCAUUUCUUUGACUCUCAAUAAAGCCUUUUUGUUACA